Molecule: messenger RNA, 839 nt
Organism: Balaenoptera ricei (Rice's whale)
Lineage: Eukaryota; Metazoa; Chordata; Mammalia; Artiodactyla; Balaenopteridae
Product: transmembrane emp24 domain-containing protein 2-like
Exons: 2
Coding region: 1-732 (243 amino acids)
Biological process (GO): Golgi organization; intracellular protein transport; endoplasmic reticulum to Golgi vesicle-mediated transport
Cellular component (GO): endoplasmic reticulum-Golgi intermediate compartment; Golgi apparatus; COPII-coated ER to Golgi transport vesicle
Source: RefSeq, a predicted model, not a curated record
AUGAUGAUAUUCACUGAUGACAGCUUUAGCAGGGUUGCUUUUCAUAAUUUGCUUAAACUUAAAGGCGGCAGCGACGGCGGCUCUGGAGGCCGCAGUCCCGGUCCUGGCUUCGGCCCCAGCCCCACCGUGGUGACGGUCGCUGGGCUGCUGGCGCUCCGGGCCGCCCUCCUGGCCACGGUCUCGGGCUACUUCGUCAGCAUCGACGCACAUGCUGAAGAGUGCUUCUUCGAGCGGGUCACCCCGGGCACCAAGAUGGGCCUCAUCUUCGAGGUGGCCGAGGGCGGCUUCCUGGACAUCGACGUGGAGAUUGCAGGGCCUGAUAACAGAGGAAUUUAUAAAGGAGACCGGAAGUCCAGUGGGAAAUACACCUUUGCUGCUCACAUGGAUGGAACGUUUAAGUUUUGUUUCAGCAAUAGGAUGUCCACCAUGACUCCAAAGAUAGUGAUGUUCACCAUUGAUAUUGGGGAGGCCCCCAAAGGACAAGACAUGGGAACAGAAGCUCACCAGAACAAGCUAGAAGAAAUGAUUAAUGAGCUCACAGUGGCGAAGACAGCUGUAAAGCACGAACAGGAAUACAUGGAAGUUCGGGAGAGAAUACACAGGGCAGUCAAUGACAACACAAACAGCAGAGUGGUCCUUUGGUCCUUCUUUGAAGCUCUUGUUCUAGUUGCCAUGACAUUGGGACAGAUCUACUACCUGAAGAGAUUUUUUGAAGUCUGGAGGGUUGUUUAAAAAAGCCUUUUCCUGAUGAUCCCAAACUCAUAAUGCACUGUUUACCAAACAUCUUGGUCAUAAUAAUGUCAUUAGUUUCAACGUUUUUAUUUUCUAAACUGUACAUU